Messenger RNA from Blepharisma stoltei, 261 nucleotides. NCBI's taxonomy places the organism in Eukaryota, Ciliophora, Heterotrichea, Heterotrichida, Blepharismidae. The record is from the annotation of a GenBank genome assembly.
AUGAUAAUUAUAAAUCUCGUAGUCCGCAUAUGUUGCUGUCGCUGAACAAGCACUAAAAUCUCGAGUGAUGAAACUCAAACAAAAACGCUCAAAGAACUUGGGAAAAAUAAAAAGCCUGAAGAUUUUCAGACAAUAAUCAUCAGACUUGAUACUGAAGGAAACCAGAAUGAAAUCAGUGAGCACAACAGCACACUUCAAAUUGCUAGAAAAGACUCUCACCCUCUUUCAGGGUAUGUUUUUCCAAGAAUUGACAAUAAUUAA